Rhineura floridana is the source of this 2426-nucleotide messenger RNA. RefSeq names its product casein kinase 1 gamma 3 (gene CSNK1G3). Gene Ontology annotation, biological process: endocytosis; peptidyl-serine phosphorylation; signal transduction. Gene Ontology annotation, molecular function: protein serine/threonine kinase activity; ATP binding. The transcript is spliced from 14 exons. The record is from RefSeq and is a predicted model, not a curated record. Lineage: Eukaryota; Metazoa; Chordata; Lepidosauria; Squamata; Rhineuridae. Gene Ontology annotation, cellular component: cytoplasm; plasma membrane; nucleus. The coding region runs from base 954 to 2324 and encodes 456 amino acids.
CCCCAAUCAAUUCGAGGUGGCUGGGCUCGUGUGGGGGGGAAUGUCCUCAUCGCCCGCUCGCUCGUGUGUGCGUCUCCGCCCCUUUGAAGUAGCCCCGCCCCUCUUUCCCUAGGCCACCGGCCGGCGCGUCUACCUCGGCCGUUGCUUGUAAGGCGGGGCGAGGGGAGCAGGCGGGAGGGCGCCUCUGCUGUGCUUUAUUGCCGCCACCGCCACCGGAGUGGCUUCCGUCGCUGAUUCCUUUCUGGAUCGGAACCUCCCUCCUUUUCUUCCUCCUAUCCCCGCCAGGUUUCGCCCUGUCCAUCUUUCUUCAGGCGGGCGGGACGUGGCCGUCACCGAAGCAGCAGCAGCAGUAGCAGCAGCAGUAAUAACAGCGAGACGGUGGUGGCUCAGCGUUGUUGCUUUCCUUGCCGUCGCCGGUGGGACUCGGAGCCCCCGAAAUCGCCUCCCCCGCCUUUCGUCUCUUCUUUCCUGCUCCGGCCAGGACCAGCAGAGACUCCUCCCCUUCCCUCUUUCUCUCUUUUCUGUCUCCCUCCUUCUUUCACCUCCCCCCCCAACAGCAGCAGCGCCACCUUCCUUCCUCUUCCUCCCAGUUCCUGCUGCCCCCGAGAGGCACCUGCGCCCCUCCCCCGCCACACACACACGGAGAGAAGGAAGGACAAGGCCGGAGUCGGCCCCAGUCUCUUCCCCCGCCCUCCAAGAAGCACAUUAAACACCAGUAAAUGGUGCUGAUAGAAGAUCUACUGAGAUUAUAUUUUUGCUCUAACAAAUACGAAGGAAAAAUACUUUGCGAAUGGGAUGAAUACGUAAGCAGUGACUGCCUUCAGCAGCUUGCUGACUCAUAGUAACUAGCUGGAGCACUUAACUAGUGAUGUUUCCAUUUCUACUCUACGCCAUUUGAGUUUGCCUGUCUUGACUGGGGAAAGAAGUUCAAAGUGGAGUACCGUAAACUUGAUAUGGAUAGCAAAAAGAAAGAUAAGGACAAACCGGAUGAUAGAAUGGCAAGGCCUAGUGGGCGAUCAAGUCAUAAUCCACGAGGCAGCAGCUCCUCAAAUUCUGGAGUGUUAAUGGUUGGACCUAACUUUAGAGUUGGAAAAAAAAUUGGGUGUGGCAAUUUUGGAGAGCUACGAUUAGGAAAAAAUUUGUAUACAAAUGAAUAUGUGGCAAUUAAGCUGGAGCCAAUGAAGUCAAGAGCACCACAGCUGCACUUGGAAUACAGAUUCUACAAGCAGUUAGGAUCUGGAGAUGGAAUACCUCAGGUUUACUAUUUUGGCCCUUGUGGCAAGUAUAAUGCCAUGGUGCUGGAACUACUGGGACCUAGUUUGGAAGACUUAUUUGACUUGUGUGAUAGAACCUUUUCUCUGAAAACUGUUCUUAUGAUAGCCAUACAGUUGAUUUCUCGAAUGGAAUAUGUUCAUUCAAAGAACUUAAUAUACAGAGAUGUAAAACCUGAAAACUUCUUAAUAGGACGACCAGGAAACAAAACUCAACAAAUUAUUCAUAUUAUAGAUUUUGGUUUGGCAAAAGAAUAUAUAGAUCCAGAGACAAAGAAGCACAUACCAUACCGAGAACACAAAAGCCUUACAGGAACUGCCAGAUACAUGAGUAUAAAUACACAUUUAGGAAAAGAGCAAAGUAGAAGAGAUGAUUUGGAAGCUUUAGGUCAUAUGUUCAUGUAUUUUUUAAGAGGCAGUCUUCCAUGGCAAGGCUUAAAGGCAGAUACAUUGAAAGAACGGUAUCAGAAAAUUGGAGACACAAAGCGAGCAACCCCCAUAGAAGUCCUGUGUGAAAACUUCCCAGAGGAAAUGGCUACAUAUCUUCGUUAUGUGAGAAGACUAGAUUUUUUUGAAAAACCAGACUAUGACUACUUAAGAAAGCUCUUUACAGACUUGUUUGAUCGGAAGGGCUAUAUGUUUGAUUAUGAAUAUGACUGGAUUGGUAAACAGCUGCCUACUCCAGUGGGUUCAAUCCAUUCGGAUCCUGCAGUAUCUUCCAAUAGAGAAGCACACCCUCACAGAGAUAAGAUGCAACAGUCCAAAAAUCAGUCGACAGACCACAGGGCAGCUUGGGACCCCCAUCAAGCUAAUCCCCAUCACUUGAGAGCUCACCUAGCAGCUGACAGACAUGGUGGCUCGGUACAGGUUGUAAGCUCAACAAAUGGAGAGCUCAACACUGAUGAUCCUACUGCAGGACGUUCAAAUGCACCUAUCACAGCCCCUACAGAAGUGGAAGUAAUGGAUGAAACAAACUGCCAGAAAGUGUUGAACAUGUGGUGCUGCUGUUUUUUCAAGCGAAGGAAAAGGAAAACCAUUCAGCGUCACAAAUGACUUUGGAAGAAGGCAGAUCAUGGGGAAUUACUUACUUGCUCAUCUGCUAUAUCGUGAUUAGUCAUCUCUCUAGUGACCACACGUUUUUCCGGCACCCCUCUU